Molecule: messenger RNA, 1136 nt
Organism: Dacryopinax primogenitus
Lineage: Eukaryota; Fungi; Basidiomycota; Dacrymycetes; Dacrymycetales; Dacrymycetaceae
Exons: 3
Coding region: 33-1136 (367 amino acids)
Source: RefSeq, a predicted model, not a curated record
CUCACACUCCUCUACCUCCUAUCACCUCCGAUAUGUCGCCUCUGAUACUUCGUCCACCGACGCCUCCCCUCUCACACCGACGUCAUUCCCGCGAAACAGUGUCAUCUCCCACGUCAUUCUACACUCUCCCUUCUCCUUCUUCUCCCUCUCCUACCCCCACUCCUACUUCCACUCCUACUCCAACAAGGCGUACCCAUUCACCCCGUUUACCACCCACCACCCAACCAAGACGCUUCCCCUCCCCAUUCUCAAAACCCUCUUCACCCUCUCCCUCUUCCUCAGUCCCCUUUCCAGCAGCAGGCCGUUCCUCCCCCGCCCCUUCCUCAAUCGGCGGUCGCUCCUUCUCACUCUCCAUAUCAAAAGACAAGCCAGAAGAAACCCAAAGAGCAGGGAGGAUGUUCUCUUCCGUAAAGCGUACUUUGAGUGCAUUCCGUCGUUCCCCUCCAGCUCAGCCGGAGGACUACGAAUCCGCACUCUCGGCCCUCCCUCUCCCACCACUCGAACCUCCCCCUUUACCUCCCACCAUCUCCCAAAUCGCCCGCGGGCUCGCAAGCAAACCUCCCCGUCUCCCGCGCCGCUUCUCUCCAGGCCGCAGCAGCCUCAAACGCUCGCCUUCCGGAUCGCCGGUGAGCGUCAGCGGGAGUGGGAGUGGGGGAGCGAGUGACAGUCCGAGCCUGACGAGCGCUAGUGGGAGCGGGAGGAGUGGGAGGUCCACCGCUCUGGGCACUCCGAGUAGCUCGAGCAGCUUUUUGCCGAGCUUUGGCUUAGGACUGGCAGGGCUGGGGCGGAGGUUGAGUAGGAGCAGUUCGGCUGCUGGGGGGGAGGAUCUUUUCGGGGCUGGGGCGGGGGUGGGGUACGUCGGAGUGGGAGUGGGGUACGUCGGAGUGGGAGUGGGGAGGAAACCGAGUGCUACGAGUGCUAUUAGCGCUAGUGCGAGCGCGGCUAGUGGAAGGAGUGGGAGCUACGAGUCCCUCGGUGAGAGGAAAGUGAGGUUUGGAGGACAGGUGGUGGUUGUUGCUGCUAGUGGACUUAUUACUGGAUUCGGCAGAGAACGAGAACGGACGACUAACAUUGAGGGACUCAGGUCCAAGACGGAAGACCGCACGACUGAAGAACGUAGACGGAGAAAUCUAUGA